Camelina sativa (false flax) is the source of this 2112-nucleotide messenger RNA. RefSeq lists its product as uncharacterized. NCBI's taxonomy places the organism in Eukaryota, Viridiplantae, Streptophyta, Magnoliopsida, Brassicales, Brassicaceae. The record is from RefSeq and is a predicted model, not a curated record.
AUGGCUUCUUCGUUGGUUGGUCCACCCGAGAUCGGAGACACAAGGCCCAUCACAGCUUCUGGUCCCAGCGACCCAGUUAUGGACGCAAAGGUCUCAAACGUCAACACUUCACAUCCUAUGGGAAAAAUCACGUACCUCGCCGCUCUCCUCAAAAAUCUCCCAACUCGUCCCAGCCCACCAAUGGUCUCAACUAAAGUAGUUCCAACAGAAUCUUCACCGCAGAUGGGUUACACCGAGAAUAGAUCCGCCACGUACCUCUCCUCAGGCAACCCCUGCCUCGACUUCUUCUUCCAUGUUGUUCCUUCCACGCCCAAGGAAUCUCUAGAGCAGCGGCUACAAGAGGCUUGGAACCACGACUCCUUAACCACUCUCAAGCUUAUCUGUAACCUUCGUGGAGUCCGUGGCACUGGAAAAACUGACAAGGAAGGGUUUUACACGGCCGCGUUGUGGCUCCAUGGUCGCCAUCCCAAAACCCUAGCUUGUAACCUAGAGUCUAUCUCCACAUUUGGUUACUUUAAAGAUUUUCCUGAGAUUCUUUACCGGAUUCUACAAGGAUCUGACAUUCGUAGUAUCCAGAAGUCGGAAUGGCUCCGGAGGAAAGGCCGAGUAUCUCGAAGUAGAAGAGCUCGAUUCUCUCUCCAGUCCUCGAGAGGUCGUUUCCGUCGUGGGCGUGGGCGUGGUCGUGGAAGGGGUCGAUGUUAUGGAAGGGGUCGCGGAAUAGCUAGCCAUGUCCUUCAAAUAAGGCCCGUAUCCACGAGGAAGGAUAGGGUAGCGUACGCAGAAAAGAAGAACCUAGAGGAGAAAGCCAGAGCAAGCUUGGCGCGCAAGCAAAAGAAGGGUUCAAUGGGGAAGAAGGCCUUUACAAGAUAUACUAACGAUUCAGACUAUAGGUUUCUCCACGAACGUGUCUCUGAUCUAUUCGCAAAUCAACUAAGGAGAGACGUUGAUUUUCUGACAUCAGGCCAACCAAACAAAAUCUCUCUAGCGGCUAAGUGGUGUCCAUCGCUUGAUUCUUCGUUCGACAAAGCAACUCUUGUGUGCGAGAGCAUUGCUAGGAAGGUGUUUCCCCGAGAAUUAUUCCCGGAAUACGAAGGCGUGGAAGAAGCUCACUAUGCGUACAGAGUUCGUGAUCGGCUAAGGAAACAAGUUCUUCUUCCUCUCCGGAAGACUCUGCAACUCCCUGAAGUAUACAUGGCAGCGGGAGACUGGGGAUCUCUCCCUUACGGCCGUGUUGCAUCAGUGGCGAUGAAGUCAUACAAGGAGAUUUUCUUGAAACACGAUGCGGAGAGGUUUCAGCAAUAUCUUAACGAUGCGAGAACGGGGAAAACCAAGGUAGCCGCCGGUGCAGUGUUACCUCACGAGAUAAUAAGAGAAUUAGACGGCGGAGACGGUGGACAAGUCGCUGAGCUGCAAUGGAAACGAAUGGUUGAUGAUCUUAAAACGAAAGGUUCUUUGUCGAACUGCAUGGCUAUUUGUGACGUUUCGGGGUCUAUGGAAGGUGAUCCAAUUGAGGUUUCAGUCGCGCUUGGUUUGCUCAUCUCUGAGCUAUCAGAAGAGCCAUGGAGAGGAAAGCUCAUAACGUUCAGCAAAAACCCUGAACUGCAUCUGGUGACAGGAGACGAUUUGAGAUCAAAAACAGAGUUUGUGAGGAAUAUGCAAUGGGAUAUGAACACUGAUUUUCAGAAAGUGUUUGAUUUGAUUCUUGAAGUGGCUGUGAAAGGGAAGCUGAAGCCGGAAGAGAUGAUCAAGAGGCUGUUUGUGUUCAGUGAUAUGGAGUUUGAUCAUGCGUCGACUUCGCUAUACUAUAGAUGGAAAAGUUCGCGUCUGAUUCCGAGUAAUGGAUGGGAAACAGAUUAUGAGGUGAUUGUGAGCAAGUACAUAGAGAAAGGCUACGGAGAUGCUGUGCCGGAGAUUGUGUUUUGGAAUCUGAGGGAUUCAAGGUCAACCCCUGUUCUCGGAAACAAGAAAGGAGUGGCUUUGGUAAGUGGCUUUUCCCAGAAUAUGAUAAAAGUGUUUUUGGAACAUGAUGGAGAGGUAAUUGAUGAUCCCAUAUCGAUCAUGGAGGCUGCUAUAUCUAAAGAUGAAUAUAAGUCACUUGUUGUAGUUGAUUGA